AUGAAAUUUGCAUAUAAGUUCAGUAAUCUGCUUGGUGCAGUUUACCGCAAAGGAAAUUUGAUAUUUUCUCCAGAUGGAUCUACAGUCAUUAGCCCUGUAGGCAAUCGGAUAACAAUAUAUGAUCUCAAAAAUAACAAAUCAAGUACUUUACCUAUAGAGAGUACCUACAAUUAUACAUGUAUGGAUUUGUCUCCUAAUGGAACUUUAUUAAUUGCAGUUAAUGAAGUGGGAGAAGGAAAUAUAAUUAGUAUGAUUAGUAAAAUGGUAAUACAUAAAUAUCAUUUUAAACAACGAGUCAGGUGUGUAAAGUUUUCUCCAGAUGGUAAACAUUUUGCAGUAUGCAAGGAACAUAAAGUAUUUAUUUUCAAUGCACCCAACUUAUAUUCGUGUGAAUAUAAUCCCUUUAUCAUGGAACAUGUAUUUCUUGGAGCUGUAGAUGAUACCACUUGUAUCGAUUGGUCUUAUGAUUCAAAACUAAUAGCUGUUGGUUCUAAGGAUAUGACUACAAAAAUAUAUGGAAUAGAAAAGUUUGCAAAUUUUAGGUAUAUUAGUCUUGGUAGCCACUCUGAUGCAAUAGUAGCAUGCUUUUUUGAGAAGAAAACUUAUGAUCUGUCUACAAUUUGUAGGAAUGGACGACUUUGUAUUUGGGAAUGUACAAUUAAUCCAGAAGAUUUAGUGCAAUGGGAACCUCGUUCUAAAAGAGACAAACACGAAGAUAGUGAUGUAGAAGAUGAUAUUGAUGUUGAAAAAGUUAUAGAGAAAACAGACAAACAAGCUAAAGCUUAUGAACAUGGCUUACAACAAUCUCAAAAUGCGAUUGAAACAGAGAAUGAUAAAAAUUCUGACAAUGAUACAGAAAUAAAAAAAUUACGUUAUCAGAAAUUAUGUCGCCAUUACUUAACUAAUGAAGUUCAGAAAGAGAGGAAAGAAAUAGUGAAACUUACUGCUGCUGCGUAUCAUCAAGAAACUCAUAUUCUAGUGGUAGGCUUCAGUAAUGGUUCAUUCUAUUUGUAUGAAAUGCCUGAAGUAAAUAUGAUACAUUCCCUUAGUAUAUCGCAACAAUAUAUUUCAUCUAUCGCGAUAAAUUCGACUGGCGAUUGGAUAGCUUUAGGAUGUUCUACAGCUGGACAAUUAUUAGUAUGGGAAUGGCAAAGUGAAACUUAUGCAAUGAAACAGCAAGGACACAGUAAUAAUAUGAAUUGUUUAGCAUAUAAUCCAGACGGCCAAUACAUUGUUACUGGAGGUGACGAUGGGAAAGUUAAAUUAUGGAAUACAACGAAUGGUUUUUGUUCUAUUACAUUUCAAGAACACACGUCAACAGUGACAGGGGUGUUAUUUAGUCACAAUAGAAAAUUUAUCGUUUCUACGUCACUCGAUGGAACUGUUAGAGCAUAUGAUUUAGCAAGAUACAGAAAUUUUAAAACUCUUACUUCACCGCGUCCAGUACAAUUUUCCUGCGUCGCAUUAGAUUCAAGCGACGAGUUUCUUGCUGCAGGAGGUCAAGAUUUCUUUGAGAUUUAUCUAUGGAGCGUUAAACUGGGUACCCUUUUAGAGAUAUUAAGCGGACACGAAGGCCCGGUUGUCAGCUUGGCGUUCAAUCCAAAUAUUGCAAGUACAGAAUUGGUAUCUGUUUCUUGGGAUAAAUCUCUGAAAAUAUGGAACGCUAUUGAGAAUGGUUCUUCACACGAAACGAUACAAUUAACUUCGGACGGUUUAUAUGUUACUUACAAGCCAAAUGGCGAAGAAGUAGCGGUUGCUACUUUGGAUGGGCAUAUCUCAUUUUUUGAUUGUAAAACGGCAGUACAAACUGGCAGUAUUGAAGGAAGAAAUGAUUUAGGUAGCGGUAGAUCUGAAACUGAUCUGAUUACGGCAAAGAAAAGUUUACAGGGAAAGGCUUUCACCUCCUUAUGUUAUUCAGCCGAUGGCACCUGUAUAUUAGCUGGUGGACAAUCAAAGAAUAUAUGUAUUUAUAAUGUACAAGAGUGUAUGCUGGUAAAAAAAUUUGUUGUAACACAAAACAGAUCGUUAGACGCUGUUGAUGAGUACAUAAACAAACGAAAGUUAACAGAAUUUGGAAGUAAGGCAUUAAUUGAAGAGCGCGAGGAAAACGAAGGAGGAAAUGUAACGUUACGGUUACCAGGUGUUAAAAGUGGAGAUAUGGCAAGUAGAAGUAUAAAACCGGAAGUGAGAGUAUUUAGUUUACAGUUUUCUCCAACAGGACAAGCAUGGGCGGCUGCUACAACAGAAGGUCUACUAAUAUACUCGUUAGAUGUUGGUCUGGUGUUUGAUCCAUUCCAAUUGGAAUUGGGCAUAACACCAGAUACUGUAAAAAUAGCUUUAAAUGAAAAAGAAUACGCAAAAGCAUUAAUGAUGGCUUUGAGAUUAAAUGAAAAAUUGUUAAUACAACGUGUUGUAGAAAAUAUUCCACUGUCAGAUAUUGAAUUAACUACAGCAAAUUUACCUGACAUUUAUGUCGAUAAGGUGUUAAAGUUUAUAGCAUCAGAAUUGGAGUUAACUAGACACGUCCACUUUUAUCUCCUUUGGAUAGAAACAAUAUUAACUAAACAUGGAGCAAAAAUUAAUUCAGCGCUUCAAAUGCCGAUAUUACUGACGCUCCAUAAAAAUAUGCAAAAGAAAUAUGAUGAUUUAAGCAAAAUAUGUGAUUUUAAUCAGUAUACAAUGAGUUACCUGAAAAAGGUUGGGGAGUUCAAAGCUAAGAAACCUAUGAAUGUAGAAAUAAAUAGUGACGAGGAAUCUGAAAAAUCUUCAAUCGAAGAAAUGGAUGUUGACUGAAAAAGAACAAUAUUUUAUAAAUACAAGUGUGUACAUGUAUAUAAAUAUAUCACGCGUAUGUAUAAAUUUCUCUAUGGUAACUAUAAAUUUUUAAUAAAUUUGUUAAUUAUUUUUUA
Osmia lignaria (orchard mason bee) is the source of this 2909-nucleotide messenger RNA. Its product is annotated as periodic tryptophan protein 2 homolog. The record is from RefSeq and is a predicted model, not a curated record. NCBI's taxonomy places the organism in Eukaryota, Metazoa, Arthropoda, Insecta, Hymenoptera, Megachilidae. Gene Ontology annotation, biological process: maturation of SSU-rRNA from tricistronic rRNA transcript (SSU-rRNA, 5.8S rRNA, LSU-rRNA); ribosomal small subunit assembly. Gene Ontology annotation, cellular component: small-subunit processome; Pwp2p-containing subcomplex of 90S preribosome. Gene Ontology annotation, molecular function: protein binding.